This is a messenger RNA of Argentina anserina (silverweed cinquefoil), 2436 nucleotides long. Its product is annotated as G-type lectin S-receptor-like serine/threonine-protein kinase RLK1. Gene Ontology annotation, molecular function: protein serine/threonine kinase activity; ATP binding. NCBI's taxonomy places the organism in Eukaryota, Viridiplantae, Streptophyta, Magnoliopsida, Rosales, Rosaceae. The record is from RefSeq and is a predicted model, not a curated record. Gene Ontology annotation, biological process: recognition of pollen; protein phosphorylation.
AUGGCUUUCACUGUAAGGCUGCUUCUUCUGCUUAUUGCCUCAUUGUUUCUGGUUCCAGAAUCUCUUUUGGCCCAGAAUAAUGAUGGCAAAGUAGCUGUAGGUGCUUUUCUCGUUGCAACUGCAGGUAACAGCUCCUCAUGGCUUUCUCCUUCUGGUGAUUUCGCCUUUGGUUUUCGACAACUUGAAAACAGUGAUCUUUUCCUGCUUUCUGUAUGGUAUGCUAAGAUUCCAGACAAAACCAUAGUUUGGUUUGCGAAUGGAGAUAGUCAUGCAGCUGUAGCUAAGGGUUCAGUUGUGAAUCUGACUGCUGAGAGUGGACUAGUGCUUACAAGUCCUCAGGGUGUUCAGCUUUGGAGAUCCGAGUACCCCUCUGGAGUUGUUGCCUUUGGGGUCGUGAAUGAUACAGGCAACUUUGUUCUUCAAGAUGGCAAGUCAGAGACCUUAUGGGAGACCUUCAACAAUCCUACUCAUACCGUUCUACCUGGGCAGGAUAUCGAAAAAGGAGGGAAGCUCUGGUCUCAACAAUCCCAGACUAACUUUUCUAAAGGAAAAUUUCAGCUACGUAUGCAAGAUGAUGGCAAUCUCGUGCUUGUCACCAUAAACUUGCCAACUGAGUUUGCCAACCAGCCCUACUAUGCAAGUGACACAACUGGUGACUUGAAUUCUUCUACUGCUGGUACAAAGCUGGAGUUCAAUAGCUUAGGCUACAUGUAUGUUUUGAGAGAGAAUGGUGAAAAAUUCAAUAUCAAAGACGCAACCAGAGUCUCAGCCACGACCUUCUAUCUUAGAGCCACCCUCAACUUUGAUGGGGUUUUUGCACUAUACUCUCACCCAAAAAGUUACACUGAUAAUAAUGUAAGCUGGAGUCUUGUUUGGUCAGUGCCAGAUAACAUAUGCAGUAUGACUAUUGAAGCAGGUCUCGGUGUAUGUGGCUACAACAGUAUCUGCACUCUCCAAAAUCAGAGACCAACCUGUAAAUGCCUAACAAAUUACUCAUUACAGGACCCGAGUCAUCCGUAUGGGAAUUGCCCGGAUUUCACACAAGGCUGUGAGGAAGAUGACCUGACUGUUACAAAGGAUCUAUAUGAAGUUGUAAUGCUGACAAAUACUGAUUGGGCAACCUCAUACUAUAUGCGGUUAAAUCCUUCUACUUCAGAAAGUUGCAAUCAGUCGUGCUUUGGAGAUUGUAUGUGUGCUGUUGCCAUUUUCAGAGCUGGUUACUGUUGGAAAAAGAAGUUACCUCUUUCAAAUGGGAGACAGGACGGAAAGCUUAAUACGCAGGCCUUCAUCAAAGUGAGGAAGGGAAAUUUUACUGUACCAGUUCCUCAAUUGCCAAAUCAAGAUGACAAGAAGAGGAAGAACCAAACCACUUUGAUACGCAUUGGACCAGCACUACUUGGUACCUCAGUCUUUGUUAACUUAAUGUUAAGUGCUAUAGUUUUUCUGGGUUUUUUCUUCAUUUAUCGAAAGAAACAUAUAAGGCCUACGUCUAACCAACAUGUUUGGGACUCGAAUCUGCACGCUUUUAGCUAUGAAGAGCUUUUAAAAGCAACAAAUGGAUUUAAUGAAGAAUUAGGAAAGGGUGCAUUUGGAGUUGUUUACAAAGGAAUACUGCAAAUUUUUUCUGGUGUUCAGGUGGCAGUGAAGAAGCUCCGUUUUGUUUCACAAGAUAGUGAGAAGGAAUUCAAGGCGGAACUGAACAUAAUUGGUAGACUCAUGAUCACUCAUCACAAGAAUCUGGUUAGACUUGUUGGAUAUUGUGACGAGGAGCAAGAGCGGUUACUAGUAUAUGAAUUCUUGAGCAAUGGCACUUUAGCAAACUAUCUUUUUGCUGAUACCAGACCAGGUUGGAGGCAAAGAAUUGAUGUUGCUUAUGGAGUUGCGAGAGGACUUCAAUACUUACAUGAAGAGUGCAGCACGCAGAUCAUCCACUGUGACAUUAAGCCUCAGAACAUUCUGCUAGAUGAUUACUACAAUGCUCGGAUAGCUGACUUUGGAUUGGCAAAGCUUUUAAUGAUGAAUCAGAGCCGGACUCGAACAGCCAUAAGAGGAACAAAAGGUUAUGUUGCACCUGAGUGGUUCCGGAACAUGCCAAUCACUACCAAAGUCGAUGUGUACAGCUUCGGUGUGGUGCUGCUAGAAGUCAUUUGCUGCAGGAGAAGCGUUGAAAUGGAAAAUAUCUCCGAAGAGCGUGCUAUUUUAACCAAUUGGGUUUAUGAUUGCUACCUCGAAGGAGUCUUGGAUGCUGUUGUAGAUUAUGAAGUUGAGGCCUUGAAUGAGAAAACAACGCUGGAAAGAUUCAUCAUGGUUGCUCUUUGGUGCAUUCAAGAAGACCCUUCUCUUCGACCAACUAUGAGGAAAGUUAUGUAUAUGCUGGAAGGAGUAGUGGAAGUGCAUGUUCCACCAAGUCCAUCACCAUACAGCAGAACAGGAUGA